Messenger RNA from Synchiropus splendidus (mandarinfish), 2946 nucleotides. It is a transcript of the gene parvb, whose product is annotated as parvin, beta. Gene Ontology annotation, cellular component: lamellipodium; actin cytoskeleton; cytoplasm. Gene Ontology annotation, biological process: establishment or maintenance of cell polarity; lamellipodium assembly; actin cytoskeleton organization. The record is from RefSeq and is a predicted model, not a curated record. The coding region runs from base 203 to 1225 and encodes 340 amino acids. The transcript is spliced from 13 exons. Gene Ontology annotation, molecular function: actin binding. NCBI's taxonomy places the organism in Eukaryota, Metazoa, Chordata, Actinopteri, Syngnathiformes, Callionymidae.
UCACACACACACGCACUCGCCAAAACUCUGGCGUCUCUGGUAACUGGAGUGCAGCGCUGGGCUGUGACAGAAAUAAACACGUGAUUACACUCCUGCCGCUGCUCAGUCUGUGCGCUUCACACACACACACACACACGCACACACACUCUCUCCUGUGGCACCUCGGGUCGCUUCCAUCACUUUCCAAAGUAGUUGCGUGGACAUGUCGGGGCUGCUGUGUGGAACCAAGAGGAAGAAACAAGUGAGCGAUCUCCACGAGGAGGGCAAGAAUGCCAUCAACGCGCCCAUGCUACCUUCAGGGACCGAGAUCCAUCCUGAGGACACUCUCAUGGAGGAGAACGCUGAGAGGAUCAUGUUGGACCCGACGUCACGGGAGAAUCCUAAAUUUAAAGAUCUGCUGAAGGUUCUGAUCGACUGGAUCAACAGUGAGCUGGAGGAGGACCGGAUCAUCGUGAAAGACCUGGAGGAGGACUGCUAUGAUGGUCAGGUGCUGCAGAAGCUCUUUGAAAAGUUGUCUGGCAGGAAGCUGAACGUCGCCGAGGUGACGCAGUCUGAGAUCGGACAGAAACAGAAGCUUCAGACCGUCCUGGAAGCCGUGAACGAAAUCCUGCGUCCGCAUGGUUGGUCCAUCCAGUGGAACGUGGACUCAAUUCAUUCUAAGAACCUGGUUGCCAUCGUCUACCUGCUGGUGGCGCUGGCGAUGCACUUCCAGGCUCCCAUCCGUCUGCCGGAGCAUGUGUCAGUGAAGGUGGUGGUGGUCAAGAAGCGAGAGGGGAUUCUUCAGACGGCGCUGGUGACCAAAGAGCUGACCAGCACCACGGAGAUGAUGUUGGGGCGCUUCGAGCGCGACGCCUUCGACACGCUGAUGGACCACGCUCCCGACAAGCUCAACGUGGUGAAAACGUCGCUGAUCACCUUCGUGAACAAACACCUGAACAAGCUGAACCUGGAGGUGACGGAGCUGGAGACGCAGUUCGCUGACGGCGUCUACCUGAUCCUGCUGAUGGGCCUGUUGGAGGACUACUUCGUGCCGCUCUUCAGCUUCUACCUGACCCCUGAGACCUUCGAGCAGAAGGUCCACAAUGUGUCGUUCGCCUUCGAGCUGAUGCAGGACGCAGGUCUGAAGAAGCCGAAAGCCCGAGCUGAAGACGUCGUCAACCUGAACCUCAAGUCCACCCUCCGAGUCCUCUACAACCUGUUCACCAACUAUAAGAACUCAGAGUGAACGUCGCGCGAGGGCUCGAGUCCGUCGCUUUAUUUAUCUCGCUGGAGCUUUUCAAAGGUCUGUGUUCAUCAUUUCAUCGUCGCCGUGACGACGCAACUCUGGUCAGAUGUGCUGCUUCACGCUAAUGUGCAAUUUUUACCUUUAUCUGCCGCCAUGUUAUGGUUUUUUUUUUUAAAUAUUUUUUUAUGAAAGAGUGAUGGAGGUCAAAUCUACUUUUAUGAUGAUCAGUCUGUUGUCAUGACCAACUGAAGGAAUUAAAUUCAACGCUGGAGAACCUGUUCAGUGACUGGCUGAAGUUUUUUUUACCGCAGUACUGUUAAUAACCAACUGAGUACAUUUCUAACGUUUUUGAGCCAAGUAUAUGCAUUUGUAGCUUCUGCAGGCCACAUGUGGCCACAUUUGGCCCCCGGACCUGGGGUUUGACACAUAUAGCAACUGAAUUUUACGGUUUAAAGAUAAGCUUUUUGACGUCAGUAACCAAAAAAUGCUGAAAUCUGACAUGAACGCCGACCUAAAAAUGAACAUUAAUUUCCAUAGUUAGUGUUGACUUUAAAGUUUAGUUCCGAGUCUCUUUACAUCUCUUUGUUGCCAUGGUAACCCUCCCUCCUGCCACGGGUGAGACCUCCUGAAUGUCACGCCGCACUCGCUCCCCAACAAUCAGCCGCCCAGAAGCCCCCCAACUCUGAUUGUUCCUGCAAAUGUCAGCGGCGACAGAAGCUCCCGCCCUCACCAGACACCAGGAAGCUGCCGCUGCUGCCAAGAGGAAGUGAUGCUGCCGCUGCUUCUCCCCCGCUUGAACUGACUGUUGAUUCUGAAGAGACCAACAGGCAGGUAAGAGCCACUUCCUGGUCGUACUGAUCCUCUGUGACCCAAAGCUUAACCCUUGAAUGCCCCUUGGUUUCAGUGCAGAGCAAUAUCGAAGCCUUUCAUGUCACUUCCUGGUUAUAUUGCUCUCCAACCUCAGGAAAUGUCUCCCCUCCUGACUUUUCUCCAGAUGAUAUAUAUAUUCUUAAAAUCAUUUUUAUGUCAUUUCCUGUCCAUUAUAAUUUGCAUGAAUAUUUUACCUUUGCUCAUCACUUCCUAUUAAUAUGUGACCAUAGAAUAACCAUCCUGAUGAAACAUAUGACAAUAUUUAACCCCUUCCUGCUGAUAAAUCCUAAUUCAGACGAGAUAUAUGUCGGCUGUUAACAGUUCUACACCCUCUCUCUUCUCAGAGUUGACAGUAUUUAGAGCUGGUGCGUCACUUCCUGUGUUUGUGCAGCAAUAUUUUGCUCUUUUCACGUGACUCUGCUCUGAUAUUUGUUCUGAUCGUUGUUCUUUCAGAGCAGUAGUUAAUCAUUUCUGCUCAUUUAAUGAUAACAUUUACAGGAUUUCAUUUCAGACUGCUGGCUCAUGUUGGUCUGUCUGUGUGUGACGACAUUAACUCCAUUCACACCACUUUCGGUUGUUUUCUGGCGGCUUUCACUUCAUUUCCUGCUCAAAUUAAGUCUCAAUAUCACUGAAAUUUCACGCCACUUAUUUGGCAGUUUUUCAUGUUGUUAUUUAUUACAUGUCUGGGAAUCUGUUGUUUCUCAAAUAUUUUCUAUGAUCAUUUAUGUGUCAAUAUUUAACCCUUUCACUCCACCUCCUGCCCAAAUUCUCCUUGUCACUGAGGUCCCUGCUCCUAUUGAUGAUGAAUGUAACAGUGUUUCACACUUUCCUGCCUGAAAGCCGGUUUAUUU